Molecule: messenger RNA, 1704 nt
Organism: Cloeon dipterum
Lineage: Eukaryota; Metazoa; Arthropoda; Insecta; Ephemeroptera; Baetidae
Gene: mrn
Product: general transcription factor IIH subunit 4 marionette
Exons: 11
Coding region: 258-1664 (468 amino acids)
Biological process (GO): nucleotide-excision repair
Cellular component (GO): transcription factor TFIIH core complex; transcription factor TFIIH holo complex
Molecular function (GO): ATPase activator activity; double-stranded DNA binding
Source: RefSeq, a predicted model, not a curated record
UCGCCGACUUUUCGGACGACGAGAGGCUUAACGGCCGAAUUUCAGGGGUCGAAACUGUUUAAAAAAACAGCCGAAAAAUAAUAUUUUUUGAGCACCAUAAAAUUCUUAAGGUAACAAUGUAAUAAGAGGGACUGAUGGAGGCGUGGCUGAGAGAUCUCGCAUGGAAUGGAACAGCUAGAUACAACCCACAACCGGCUAAACUAAAUAAAUAAACACAUGGAUAAGGUUAACUAAUAACGGCCCACUUAAAAACUGCGAUGGAGGAAAUUGUGAAGAAAACACCAAAAGACAAGAAAAUUAACUGUAAAAACUUGCACGACUACUUGAAAACCUUGACGCCCGACGUUUUGGACCGACUCUACAACCAUCCAGCAACUUGUCUGGCUGUAUUUCGAGAACUGCCAGACAUAGCCAAACAUUAUGUCCUUCGCUUGUUGUUCGUCGAGCAGUCCCUUCCUCAAGAGGUAGUCGCUUCGUGGGUGUCUCAGGCGUACUCAAAAGAGCUCCUGGAGGUUGUUGGGGUGCUAAGUGAGCUCCGGGUUUGGCAGGAAACUUCCCUCACAGGCGGCCUUGUUGGACGAAUACUCAAUCCGACGUUCAAGAAAAACAUGAAGAUCGCCAUGAAUGGAGGGGGAAAGCCGUGGAGUUUGUCGGCACAAAUGGAGGCUGAUGCCAAGCCGAGGGACAUACCUUUCUUAGACAAAUACGCUUCGGAGAGGUGGGAGUGUGUCCUGCACUACAUGGUAGGCUCUCAGCAGCAGCAGCAAGAGGGUGGAAUCUCAGCGGACGCUGUGCGAAUAUUGCUGCACGCCGGGCUCAUGAAGAGAGACGAGGAGGACGGUGGCUCCACCUGCAUCACCAAAGAAGGUUUCCAGUUUUUACUGCUCGACACUCCUGCUCAAGUUUGGUAUUUUUUGCUGCAGUACCUAGACACUGUUGAGUCUCGCGGAAUGGACCUGGUUUCCUGUCUCGCAUUUUUGUUCCAGUUGAGCUUUUCUACUUUAGGAAAGGACUACAGCACUGAGGGAAUGAGUGAAAGUUUGCUUGUAUUUUUACAACACUUGCGCGAAUUCGGACUUGUGUACCAAAGGAAGAGAAAAGCUGGUCGAUUUUAUCCAACCCGCUUGGCCCUUGACAUCGCCUCUGGCAAAGGAAAUGUUGCUAGGAAUUCUUCUCACCCAGGCUUCAUCAUUGUGGAAACAAAUUACAGAGUUUACGCCUACACUGAAAAUAACCUUCAAGUCGCCUUGUUAGGAAUCUUCACGGAACUCUUGCUGAGGCUGCCAAAUCUUGCUGUCGGUGUGCUAACGAGAGACUCAGUGCGGCAGGCACUGAGAUCCGGAAUCACAGCCAAGCAAAUUAUCGACUUCCUGAGGCAGCAUGCCCAUCCAGAAAUGCUAAAGGAACCUCCAACCCUUCCUCUCACCAUUGUUGACCAGAUUCAGCUUUGGGAGAACGAACGAGAGAGGUUUACCGACAGUGAAGGCGUUCUUUACAAUCAGUUCUUGUCUCAGUCUGACUAUGCGGUGCUUCGUGAUCACGCCAAGACAUUGGAUGUUUUAAUUUGGUCUAAUGACCAGAGAAGGACAGUGGUUGUUACUAAAGAAGGGCACGAAGAAGUUAGGAAGUUUUGGAAGCGAUUUUCUAAAGGGUCUAAUAUGUGAUACAGCUUAAUUAUAUUAAAUGGUUGUUUCAUAAUAGAAA